Micromonas commoda is the source of this 1317-nucleotide messenger RNA. It is a transcript of the gene GCST, whose product is annotated as glycine cleavage system t-protein. Bases 1 to 1239 code for a protein of 412 amino acids. Lineage: Eukaryota; Viridiplantae; Chlorophyta; Mamiellophyceae; Mamiellales; Mamiellaceae. Gene Ontology annotation, cellular component: mitochondrion. Gene Ontology annotation, biological process: glycine catabolic process. The transcript has 2 exons. Gene Ontology annotation, molecular function: aminomethyltransferase activity; protein binding. The record is from RefSeq and is a predicted model, not a curated record.
AUGGCUCUUCGACACGCGGCUCAGCGCCUGGCGCAGCGCGCCGCGCCCCUCGCGGGCCAGGCCGCUCGCCCGUUACUCAUCCCCUUCUACCGCCACAUGGCCUCCGACGCCAACCUCCUGAAGACGGCUCUGUACGACUUCCACCUCGAGAUGGGCGGCAAGAUGGUCCCCUUCGCGGGCCACAGCAUGCCCAUCCAGUACAAGGACAGCAUCAUGGAGGCCACCCAGCACUGCCGGAGCAAGGCUUCCAUCUUCGACGUCUCUCACAUGCUCGGCUCGUCCAUGCGCGGUAAGGACGCGAUCGAGUUCGUCGAGUCCAUCGUCGUCGGCGACAUCCGCGGCCUGAAGAACGGCACCGGUACCCUCUCCGUGGUGACCAACGACAAGGGCGGCAUCAUCGACGACACCGUGGUGACCAAGGUGAACGACGAGGAUGUGUACAUCGUGCUCAACGGCGCGUGCAGCGAGAAGGACCAGGCGCACAUCAACAAGCACCUGAAGGCGUUCAAGGCCAAGGGUAAGGACUGCGAGUUUAUCGUCCACGGUGACCGCUCCCUGCUCGCGUUUCAGGGUCCCAAGGCUGUCGACGUGCUCCAGCCCCUGACGGACAUCGACCUGAGCAAGCUGUACUUUGGGAUGUUCACCGAGACGUCCAUCGCGGGCAAGCCCGUGUGGCUGACCCGCACGGGGUACACCGGCGAGGACGGCUUCGAGAUCUCGCUCAAGAAGACCGACACCGUCGCCCUCACGAAGAAGCUCCUCGAGAACCCCGACGCCCGCAUGUGCGGCCUCGGCGCGCGCGAUUCCCUCCGCCUGGAGGCGGGCCUGUGCCUCUACGGCAACGACCUCAACGAGGACAUUGGUCCCAUCGAAGCCGGCCUGACCUGGACCAUCGGCAAGUCCCGCCGCGAGAAGUGCGAUUUCGUCGGCGGCGACGUCAUCAAGGCGCAGCUCGAGACACCCGCGUCCGUCACCAAGCGACGCAUCGGCCUCAAGGUUGGCAAAGGCGCGCCCGCGCGAGCGGGGUCCAAGAUCCUCGCACCCGACGGCGCCGAGGUCGGCGAGGUCACCAGCGGCGGAUUUUCCCCCGUGCUCCAGGAGAACAUCGCCAUGGGGUACGUGCUCAAGUCCCACGCCAAGGCGGGCACGGAGCUGCAGGUGGAGACGCGCGGAAGGAAGAGCGAGGCGGUCGCGACCAAGAUGCCCUUCGUCACCUGCCACUACCACCGCCCGGCGUAAGCGUUUGUCAAACGCGGGACGUAUGGGCCUUAUUAUCAUAGCUGCUGAGAUGUAAUGAGACGGAGAGGCUGGAGGUGU